AGCCUACACAUUUACCAUAAUUCCUCACAACGGUCUCAAAAAGAGUAGGGAUGUAAUUGAAGUAUCAUCAUUUUAAUACAGUAUCCUAUGCUGAAGAUGAAACUCAUCAUUUUUAAACUUUUGGACACAGUAUAGUGUACUACUUCCUUACUUUGUUUAUGGUACAUUGUAUAUUGCACGUGUAGCCUCUGUAGUCUUAUCACGUGUGACAUUUAGAUAUUUAAGUCAUCUAGACUCAAGACCUGCACGACAAGAAGCAUUCAAACCGCAGUUCCGUGGGUUCUGCACUGUGGCACACGUACCGUUUUCCCUUUAAUCUUCAGCAACGGUGCUCAGGGAUUUGACAUUUCAGCCGCGCCGUCUUCGCUCUCGUCUCGAAUUGGACAGUGGGAACAACAGAAGCAAGCUGACCUAACAAGAUUCAAAGAAGAGGAUUUGGGAAGACCAGUUUUCCAAAAUGCCCGUGGCAUCAUCCAGCUCGGACUCUGCUAUGCAGCAGGUUCUAGACACUUUGAGUGACAGCACCAGCUCCACCAUGGCCAAUGACCUGGACCUCAUCUUCCUCAAGGGCAUCAUGGAGAGCCCUGUGUUCCCGUCUCCCUGCUACCCGCAGGCCCAUGAGAACCUGGAGGAGUCCAGGCUGGAGGCGGUGAGUGACAACAACAUGGAGCUGGUGCAGGACAUCCUGAAGGAGCUCACUCCCCUCACGCACAGGAGCAAGGCCGCAGACGAACUGGCGUGCAUACUGAAGGAGCCACACUUCCAGUCUCUCAUGGAAACCCAUGAUUCGGUGGCCUCCAAGACCUUUGAGACUCCUCCUCCCAGCCCCUGUUCCUUCAUGGACGCUGCCUUCAACAACCAGCCUGUGCCCCCAGAUGCAGUCAGGAUGGUGGGCAUCCGCAAGGUGUCUGGAGAGCACCUGGGUGUGACAUUUCGGGUGGAGAGUGGAGAGCUGGUGAUCGCCCGCAUCCUCCAUGGCGGGAUGAUCGACCAGCAGGGCCUCCUCUACGUGGGUGACAUUAUCAAGGAGGUGAACGCAAAAGAGGUGGGCAAUGACCCCAAGGUGCUCCAGCAGAUGCUAAAGGAGGCCAGCGGCAGCGUGGUGCUCAAGAUCCUCCCCAGCUACCAGGAGCCUCACACCCCACGCCAGGCCUAUGUGAAGUGUCACUUUGACUACGACCCGUCCCAUGACAACCUAAUUCCCUGUAAGGAGGCAGGCCUGGGCUUCAGCAGUGGAGACAUCCUGCAGAUCUUCAAUCAGGAGGACCUCAACUGGUGGCAGGCAUGUCACCUGGAGGGGGGCAGUGCAGGCCUCAUCCCCAGCCAGCUCCUGGAGGAGAAGAGGAAGGCUUUUGUCAAGAGAGAUCUGGAGCUGGUUACAACAGGUCCUCUUUGUUCUGGAAUGGGCGGGAAGAAGAAGAAAAAGAUGAUGUAUCUAACGACCAAAAAUGCAGAGUUUGAUCGGCAUGAGCUGAGGAUCUACGAGGAGGUGGCCAAGGUUUCCCCGUUCCGUCGGAAGACGUUGGUUCUGAUUGGAGCACAGGGAGUGGGCCGCCGUAGUCUGAAGAACAAACUGUUGGUGUCAGACCCCCUGCGGUAUGGGACCACCAUCCCCUUUACCUCAAGGAAACCCAAGGUGGAUGAGAAGGAUGCACAGAUGUACUCGUUCAUGACUCGCAGUGAGAUGGAUUUGGACAUUAAGAACGGGCGCUUCCUGGAGCACGGCGAGUACGACGGGAACCUCUAUGGCACCAAGAUCAACUCCAUCCACGAGGUGGUGGACUCUGGCAAGAUCUGCAUCCUGGAUGUCAACCCACAGGCACUUAAGGUUCUGAGGACGUCAGAGUUCCUUCCCUACGUGGUGUUUAUUGAGGCUCCAGAUUACGAGGUCCUCAAAGCCAUGAAUAAGUCUGCCAAAGAAGCCGGAGUGAUGACCAAACAGUUAACGGACUCAGAGCUGAAGAGGACAGUGGAUGAGAGCGAAAGGAUCCAGCGGGCCUACGGACAUUACUUUGACCUGAACAUCAUCAACGACAGCCUGGAGGGGGCCUUCUGCGGCCUGAAGAUGGCGCUGGAGAGACUAGGCGCAGAGCAACAGUGGGUUCCUGUCAGCUGGGUCUUCUAAAGGCCGGUCAGAGGUCAGAGCAAGAGGUCAGGAUGUCAUCAUGAGGAGGUCAGAAUAGGCAUCAAAGGCCUGAGGAGUUGGUACAGGCCGCAGGUAGAGAGGGACCAAUCAGGAGAGAGUAAAUUGUAAAGGGGUGGAGCUUCCCUCCACAGCUUGUGACGUUAUUGGUUGGAGGUCUGUUGUAAGGGGCCAAUCCCGAUGUUCCAGUGCAAGGGGUCUGCCUCAUGGUAGGCUUUUGCACAAAUUAUAUACUCCGCAGACAUGAUGUCAAACUGCAAUUUUUUGUUAAAAAAAAUAUGUAAAAAAUAAACAAAUAACCAAAUAUAUAUUGGUAUUUGUUGAGGAGGCUUUAGAGGGGAUUUGAGGUACAGUGCGUAGUGUGUGAGUGAUACGAGUGGCAGUAUAUUAUAUAUGUUGAAGUAGGCUUAUAUAUUUUGCAAAUACUGUGCUGGCGGUCUUGGAGUAUAAUGGAUAUUGUUAUACUACCAGGAGUUCCCUGACAAUGUUUAGCCUUCCCAAAUCUUACAAAAACUAUGUAGUGCAAUGUUUACAUUGAGUGUUUCGUUUCGUGGCCGAUUUAGAAUACAAAGGUACCAACUGUCACACUAUUCUUCAUAUGAAAUUCUGUGUAUUUUGUCAUAUGAGCGUACGAUUGUAAAUAUUUGACAGUUGUCCUGAUGUUACUGUACUUAUUCUUAUUUAUGUUCUCUUUGUUGAAAAAAAGAUAGCAUAGCGAUACAUGAUCUGAGACGAAUACACCAAUUCACGCAUGAAUGCAUACCCACUCACACAAAGACAAACACACAAGCAAUCAACAAUGCAUACAUGUCAAUACGCUCUAUUUUCACACUCUGAGAAUUGAAUAUUUUAAUGUCAUCUUAAAUUUCUUUGAUCUUUGUUACCAUGUUUUAAAGAAAAAAUCAAAUGUGUGUUUAAAAAAAAAUGUGUUUAAUGUGCGAGAUGUUGGAAAUAUUCAGUUGGUGAUCUUUUUAGCACAGAUGUGACCACAAUCGCUAAGUGUGAAUUUAGGGCCCUAAGAAAUGUUGUAGAUGAUUGAAACUAUGUUUAAUUGAAACGGUGUAAUUGUUUGAUUACUCUGCACACUUGUUCGUUUUACUUCAUGUGGACUUUAGUGUCUGUUACUUAUAGUGUCUGACUCUUUCUGAGUAGAAUGUUUGUUUUGAUGGACAUAUUUAGUUUAUUUUCAAUGUUGAUUAUACAGGAUAUAUAUAUAUAUGUAUAUAUAUAUAUAUAUAGUACCAGUCAAAAGUUUGGACACACCUACUCAUUUCAAGGUUUUUCUUUAUUUUGACUAUUUUCUACAUUGUAUAAUUAUUUUCUACUUCAAAAUUAUGAAAUAGUUUAUCCAAAAUAGCUACUUUGAAGAAUCUAAAAUAUAUUUGGAUAUGUUUAACGCUAUCUUGAUUACUAUAUGAUUCCAUAUGUGUUAUUUCAUAGUUUUGAUGUCUUUACUUUUAUUCUACAAUGUAGAAAAUAGUACAAAUAAAGAAAACCCCUUGAAUGAGCAGGUUUGUCCAAACAUUUGACAGGUAGCGUAUAUAUACAAAAUAAGUGGCUUCCAACAUGCUUACUUUGCCUUAACAUGGUACAGAGGCCAAGGAUAUACUUACUGUACACUAGUUAUAGGUUGAAAUGUUAUCUAUUUUUCACAUGCUGCAGCAUGAUUACUGUAUGUUAUCCCUUUCCCUAUGAUUAAAAAAAUAUAGAUGUAUAAUUCCAGUGAUUUUAUCUCAGAAUUUUGUAAAUAUUGUACUGUAACAAAGGUUAUAUAUAAAGAAAACUUUAGUGCUCUGGAUUACUAUACUACAGUGUUGAGGUAGUGGGGCAAGAUUGUAAUUCUGAAUUUCAUAGAAAAAUAUUAAAGAUGAAAUAUCUUGUAGAA
Molecule: messenger RNA, 4028 nt
Organism: Oncorhynchus keta (chum salmon)
Lineage: Eukaryota; Metazoa; Chordata; Actinopteri; Salmoniformes; Salmonidae
Gene: mpp2b
Product: MAGUK p55 scaffold protein 2b
Exons: 13
Coding region: 458-2125 (555 amino acids)
Cellular component (GO): plasma membrane; cell-cell junction
Molecular function (GO): protein binding
Source: RefSeq, a predicted model, not a curated record